Gadus macrocephalus (Pacific cod) is the source of this 1494-nucleotide messenger RNA. Its product is annotated as E3 ubiquitin-protein ligase TRIM35-like. The record is from RefSeq and is a predicted model, not a curated record. Gene Ontology annotation, molecular function: protein binding; metal ion binding. Lineage: Eukaryota; Metazoa; Chordata; Actinopteri; Gadiformes; Gadidae.
AUGGCAGAGGAAAACCCUCAGUUCAAGAGUUUCCUGACCUGCAGCGUGUGCACUGAGAUCUUCAAGGACCCGGUGUCUCUGGGCUAUCACCACAGCUUCUGUUCCAGCUGUCUCCAGGACUUCUGGGCCCAAGCUAAGAACAAGAACUGUCCCGUCUGUAAGAGGAAAUCCUCAAAGGAUGUAGUCAUUAACUUUUCCAUCAAGGAGCUCGCUGACUCCUACGCUGGAAGACAGAGGUCUGACCCCUCUGAUGAGGCCCAGGUGGUCUGCCCUGAACCCUCCAAGAGGUCUGACCCCUCUGAUGAGGCCCAGGUGGUCUGCACUGAACCCUCCCAGAGGUCUGACCCCUCAGAAGAGGCCCAGGUGGUCUGCACUGAACCCUCCCAGAGGUCUGACCCCUCUGAGGAGGCCCAGGUGGUCUGCACUGAACCCUCCCAGAGGUCUGACCCCUCUGAGGAGGCCCAGGUGGUCUGCACUGAACCCUCCCAGAGGUCUGGCCCCUCUGAGGAGGCCCAGGCCAGGAGGAGGAGACACCAGGAGCUGGAGGAGACGUAUGAGGCCAUGGUUCCUCACCUCAAGGGACAGCGGGUGAAGACCGAGAGGCGGAUCAGAGCAGAGUUUGAACAGCUUCACCGGUUCCUGAGAGAGGAAGAGGAGGCCAGAGUGGAGGCCCUGGGAGAGGAAGAGGAGCAGAAGAGGAAGAGGAUCCUCCUGGAGAGGAAGACCCUUCAGGAGCAGAUCCGGUCUCUCUCAGAGGGUCUCUCGGCUGUAGAAGCAGACCUGCAGAAGGACGGCCUGUCGUUCCUCAGCGCUUCCACGCGCUCCCGGACCAGCGCCAGAGCCCUGCUCUCCGGUUCUGAUCCCCAGCUGCUUCCUGGAGCGCUGCUGGACGAGGCCAAACACCUGGGAAACCUGGUCCACAGAGUCUGGGAGAAGAUGGGGCAGAGGAACUUCAGCCCCGUUACUCUGGAUCCAAACACUGCAGCACCCUGGCUCUCUCUGUCUGAUGAUCUGACCAGCGUGAGAGUUAGCGAUGUAACCCAGAAGGCUCCUAACAACCCAGAGAGGUUCACUAGGUACCCUGAGGUUCUGGGCUCUGAGGGCUUCAGCUCAGGGGAACACUGCUGGGAGGUGGAGGUGGGAGACCUUCCUAUCUGGAGAAUAGGUGUUGUUAAAGAGUCAGUGGAGAGGAAAGAAGAGCACACUCUUUCACCAGAUAAUGGGAUCUGGUGUUUAUUAUAUACCAGUGGAGAGUACACUCAGGGUACUCGUAAAACCCAGACAUUGAAGAGGACUCCAGAGAGGAUCAGAGUCCAGCUGGACCAUGAUGGAGGGGAGGUGUCCUUCUACGACCCUGAAGACAUGACUCUCAUCUACACCCAUCAACACACUUUCACUGACAACAUCUUCCCUUAUUUUAGUGUUGGAGCAGCAGGUGAAGCCCGGACCAAAGAUGUUAGAGUGUAUGGUGACUCCUCACGCACUCUAGAUUGA